GUGUGCUGGCUCCUGUGAGCCUUCUCCUGAUCCAUCCCCUCCUCCUAGGGCCACUCCUCGGGGACGUCCCCGAUGUCAUCCAGUGUCCAGUCGGGGACACCCAUCACCAACGACCUGUUCAGCCAGGCCCUCCAGCACGCCCUGCAGGCCUCAGGGCAGCCCAGCCUCCAGCAGAGCCAGUGGCAGCCCCAGCUGCAGCAGCUGCGCGACAUGGGAAUCCACGACGACGAGCUGAGCCUGCGGGCCCUGCAGGCCACAGGAGGGGACAUCCAGGCUGCCCUGGAGCUCAUCUUUGCUGGGGGAGCCCCCUAACUCUGCUGCUGCGCUGGUGAGUUGCGCUGAGGCGCCAGCUGGGCUCGUUCUGUGCGUGGGCAUGCUCCAAACCCUCUCUCCAACCUCCUCAGGACUCGGCACGGAGAAGGGAAGAGGUGGCUCGGUGCCGAGACGUGGCCCCUGCGGUCGUGCCAUGGCUUUGCUGUCCCCACGCUCUGCCUGUUGUGUCAUUCCCUGGAUUAAAGGGGCCCUGCUCAGUUCCCUGCCUGCUGUGUGCCUCGUGCUCCGUCCUGGGCUCGUGUUGCGGGUCCCAGCAGGGCAGGAAGGGGAAGCGUUGCUGGCCACAAAUCACACGUGGGACAGGACUGCUGGGAAACCCAUCUCGAGCUGCUGAUUUUCCACCAGCACUCUCACUGCAUGCCUCUGACAAUGGGAAGAUGCCAGCAGCUCACAUCCCCGGCAGCAGACCAAGAACUUAAUGUUACAGCUCACUUUAAAAGCUUUUUGUCCAAUCACACAAAGCAAAAGCAAAGUAGUUCUAUCCAACCACUAAUAAGCACAUGUACCUGUGGUUAAAACAAUGCUUGCUUAUUUCCAAUACAAUACCUUAUUACCUAUUGCUUAUUGCUUAUUACCAAUACAAUACAAUGCUUUUAAGCCUUAAGACACAAUGUGCAGAACCCCGUUAUUUAACUUAGAACUUCCUAAUAUCUCACUAGAUAUACUUUUCUGUAGCUUAGGGGGUUAUUACUAGCCAAGUGUUAAUACACAGACCAUUGUUCUAUUUGUCCUUACUUUUCUACUUAUAUAACUUUUCUGCUGAAGCAGGUAUUGUAUUGGAAAUCUUAUGGCUACCACUUAGCUCUAAUGGCAGUUCUGCUGUCUCUGAGGCCUGCCUUGUGCAGCUUUCCCAAAACCCUCUGCUUUUAAGGAUUCCCACAAGUGAAACUGCAGGAAAAGCUCUGCUUGGGUUGGAGCUGGUGCUUUUAGCAGAGGGCACGGCCAACCACGAGGUGACAAGUGACAAAAAAAUGACAAUGGCAAGCUGGAGAAAUGCCCCUGACACAGCCGGGUGUGCCGCGGCUGCAAAGCCAAUUAACAGCGUUUGCCUGUAAUUGCAAUCAGGAGGGGCUGGAGCUGGGCCCGGCAGCGCUGGGAUUGCGCGCCGGGGUUAACGAGGCGUGCAAACGGCAGCGGGUUCUUGGGGCAGAGAGAACCUCCCGUGCUGCCCUCGGUGAAAAACGCCAGGCACUUGGCUUUUAAAAUUUUAAAAGUUUAAUAAUAAUAAAAUGGUUAUAACACA
Molecule: messenger RNA, 1576 nt
Organism: Lonchura striata (white-rumped munia)
Lineage: Eukaryota; Metazoa; Chordata; Aves; Passeriformes; Estrildidae
Source: RefSeq, a predicted model, not a curated record